AUGGACCCGAUCCAGGCGUUGUGUACGGCACUGGCGCAGGCGACUGGAGGCUUGUACCAUGUGGACCUACAGGCGCCGGAUGGCGUGGAUAAACUGGCAGAAGUAGUCGAGCUCGUGUUUAGCAAGCGCAUCGUUUCGGCGGAAGCGCGCGAUUCUCUCGCGGUGCACGCGCCGGCAGCGAUCAUGCUCCUGCUCGCCGAGCCGAGCGGGCGGUACGCCAAGCUCGGCGCAGAGUGCUUUGCAAGCAUCUACCCCAAGGUCUUUGCGCAUGUAUGCAGCGACAAGAGCAAGGGCGCCCAGCAGCUCUGGCAGCUCGUCGCCUCCAUCAAGCAGCGCAUCGAGGCGCUGAUCGAUAGCGGGAAGCAGGGCGCACGUAUCGGUGCGGUCAAGGCUGUGCAGCGCAUCAUCCUCGUCCAGACGCGCGCGAAUGCGGACCCAAGACUCCAAAACCGCGAAGUGAGCCUGGGAAUGGUGCCGCCGGGCCACCCGGCGCUGCGCGCGCAGGACCUUGAGGGCGAGGCGAAUCAGCUCUUUACGAAACUCAUCACCCUCCUCUUUACUGCGGCCGUGCCCAACGUCGUGAUGGCCGUGGUGAAUGUCCUGACGCGCCUCGCACGCGCGCGGCCGGCGCUCGGCAAGGUCGUGAUCGAGGCGUACGUGAGCUGGACACCCGCCGCCCUCGCUUCGUCCGCACAUGUGAACGUGCGCAGUGUAGAAAAUACGGUUCGGCUUGCUAUGGUCCAUUUCUUGCAUCACGGGUCCACAGAGCCGCACGCGUCGCAGCUGUCGCAGGCGCUCGAGGCACAGCGCCGGCGCAUGGACGCUGCUUUGCGCGCAUUCGGUGCGAACCGCGACGCACGGAAGCGCGAGCUCCGCGACGACGGCACCGUCUCGAAACGCGCACGCUCGGGCACGCCGUCGGACCCGCGGCGCAGCGAGCCGCAGGGCCCGUCGAUCGCGGAUAUCGCGCGCCUGCCGGUCGACCGCGUGGUCGACGCGAUCAUCGUGGGGCUGCAGAGCGUGCCGGAAGCGCGCCUCAAGGCCGCGAUCCAGGCGUUUGUCGAGAGCGACGCACAGCGCGAGCCGGUCGACCCGCUCAAGAUGGACGUCGGCGACGACGACCUCGCUCGCAUCGCACCCACGCAGGAGGCGCCAAAGGAAGAGGAGGAGGCCACCGCGCCGCUGCAGAGCCUCGAGCACUUUGAGCUCCCCGCCCCGGCGCCGCUCGAACAGCGCGAAGCGCAUGCUUUGAUCGUCGACUCGGUCUCGCGCAUCUGCGAACACGGCUCGCAGCUUGCCAAGAGCGGCACGGCGCGCAUCUCGGAAGGGCACGCGACGCUGUGGAUCAUGCUCAUCACGCGCCUCGCCACGCGGGGUCUCGACACGUCGACGCACCAAGGCACGCCGCUCGCCGCGUCGCCCGCGCUCGCCGAGCAGGCGCACAAGGUGCGCACGCUCCUGCUCGACUUUAUCUCGCGCGACUUUAGCCAGCGCCGCCCGAUUGCCCAGCAGUGGCUCGCCGAGGAGUGGACGUGCGACCGGGCGCGCCGCAAGGCGGGCCUGGACGGCGAAUACUAUAGCGAAUGGCUCGACAAGGUGCUCGAGGCGCAGGUGCGUGCGCACGCCGACGAGGCGGCGCUGCACCCCUUCCUCGAGGAGCUGCCGGAGCUGCCGGACGCGGUGCUCGACCGCCUCUACGCCCUGUGCCUCGACAAGGCGACGCUCAACGAGGGCUUUGCGCUCCUGCGCGACAUUAGUGCAGCGCGCCCGCCGCUGCGUGUUGCGGUCUGCGACAAGGUCCUGCAGCUCACGCGGCACCACGAGCGCCUGGUGCGCGGCAAGGCGAUCGUCACCGCCCGCACCUGGGUCCUGCAAAAAGGCCCGCUGACCGAGCGCGUGCUCGACUUUGCGAAAAACUCGCUGCAGCUGCUCAAGCAGGCCGGCAUGCAGCAGCUCGACGAGGCCGCCGAGCCCGACACGGAAAACGGCGCAGAGGCCGCACCGACGGUCGACCGCGAAUCCGCGCCGACGGUCGACGGGACCGGCCCCGAGAGCGGCGCGCCGACCGACGAGUCGACCGACCAGGACGUGCUGCGCCUGAUGGAGCUUGCGCUCGUACUGAGUGUCAAGCAGCCCACCAUCUUUACCGAGGUGGUCGAGAUAUACCCCAACGUCACGCCGGCCGUGCAGGCGGCGAUGAACAAGCACGUCACGCCCGUCGCGCGCGCCGUCGGGCCGAACAACACGGCGCUGCUGGACGUGCUGCACGACGCGCCGCGGGGUGCCGACCCUCUUGUGCACGCCGUGAUCCGUAUCCUAAUGGAAAAAGGGCACACGCGCUCGCUCGCGGCGCUCGUGCAGUACCUGUGCGAGGAGCGCGAUCUGCCGAUCGAGCUCCUGCUUCCCCUCCUCCCCCAACUCGAAAAAGAGGACGCGCUGCGCGUCCUGCCCCGUAUCGUCGGCCUGCUGCGCGAGCCGAGCGACGAGCACAAGGCCGAGAUCAGCAGCCUGUUCCGCACGCUCGUCGCGCCGCCGCCGCCGGCCACAGCGAGCCUCUCGCCGGUGGAGCUGAUGGUGAUGCUGCAUGUGCGCGAGCACGACAUCGGCGUCAAGGCCGCGCUCGUCGCGACGCAGCUGUGCUUUGCGAUGAAGGACGUGUUCCGCAGCGAGGUGCUCACCGCCGUGCUCAACCGCCUCGUCGACGAGGACAAGCUCCCUGUGCUCUUUAUGCGCACUGCGAUCGUGGCCAUCAAGUCCUUCCGUUCGCUCGCGAGCUACGUGAGCACGAGCCUCCUCUCGCGCCUCGUCACCAAGAAGAUCUGGACGGAGCCGCGCCUGUGGGACGGCUUUGCGCUCUGUGCGAGCCUCACCGCGCCGACGUCCUUUGGCGCACUGCUGCAGCUGCCGCGCGAGCAGCUCCAGCAGCUUGUGCUGGAAAAGCAGCCGACGAUCCGCGAGCCUCUGCGCGACUAUCUCAUCUACAAAGCCGGCGGCCCGGCGCGGCACGCUGCACUCCUCGAGAUGCUCGAGCAGGCACCUGCGAAAUAG
Molecule: messenger RNA, 3048 nt
Organism: Malassezia japonica
Lineage: Eukaryota; Fungi; Basidiomycota; Malasseziomycetes; Malasseziales; Malasseziaceae
Exons: 3
Coding region: 1-3048 (1015 amino acids)
Cellular component (GO): mRNA cleavage and polyadenylation specificity factor complex
Source: RefSeq, a predicted model, not a curated record